This is a messenger RNA of Mesorhabditis belari, 675 nucleotides long. The record is from the annotation of a GenBank genome assembly. Lineage: Eukaryota; Metazoa; Nematoda; Chromadorea; Rhabditida; Rhabditidae.
AUGUCAGGUGUUUUGGAAAUUUGCUUUAACGGGACUGGAAGUCCGGCGUCCCCAAGUGCCACUGCGGCUCAAGAACUUUGCAACGCCAACUUGUACGACCCCUACGACAAGCACUUUGAGGAGCUUCUUUACAGAUGCCUUGCAAACGCCCCUCUGGAGGCGCUAGAGCAAAUCGAUCUGGUUAGAUUCGUUUACCCAAAAUCUGUUUGCAAAGUACAUGGGCAAGACGGAGCGAUCACAGCCGAACAAUGGUUUUGGUUUGAAGUCGUGGUCAACUCAAUGACCGACCUUGUGUUUCAUGUUCCCAUAGUCACCGAAGUCGAAAAACUGAGAAGUGCUAGGGUGCCUCCUUCGCUUUUUGUUUACACCUAUAACGCGACUUUGGCGGCCCCAUCUUGGAAUCAAAAUCAGCAUGAGCUUCCGUGGCUCUUUGGAGAUUUGAAUAAAAUCGGAAGGGAAUCUCCGGGCUACCAAAAAGUUUUGCUCUUUUUUUCUAAAAACGGGCAACUCGGGAACUUUGGAACGACCGGACCCAAAAGGGAGUUUGACUGCGGCAAAACGAGCGUGGACCCAACUUUUUGGAACUUUGGCCCAAGAAAUCUUAAGAUUCAUCAAGGAGUGGAUUCAAAAGAUUCAAGCUACCCCUAUUUUGUUCGCGUGGAACAUGUGGAUGAG